UCCAAGGUAGCUGGGCCUGAGUGGGUUAUUUACAUGUGCAGUACAUGUACAUUGUAAUUUGUAGUCGUAUGUACGCUCGGAACCAAAAUACUGGUACGGCGCGGUAGGGCAGCAAAUCCAGCAUCGACAGUACAAACGUAGUGGAUCCAACCCAGCAGAAGAUUCGCUGGUAACUUUCCUGCCCGGUGAAAAGAUGGUUUGGCCGAAUUCAUCGAAACGUGUGUACCCUUCCUUAGGUCUGGUAGGCCUGUUUUCUGCAGUCCUGGUCAUGCUUUCAAGUGCAGCACUUGAUGUUGGUGAUAGAUCACAGUGGGCUGAUGAAAAUACAACCAUAUCCAUCUCGUGUACUCCCUCUGAAGCAAUUAGUUUUCUUCGUUGGUAUGAAACCACUCUUGGUGGAGAACUGAGUAGUGCAACGCAGAUUGUUCAGCUAUUCACUUUGGAUGGAACUGUUACAUGGUCAGCAGGCGUGGAUCAAUCCCAUUUCCAGUUUGACAGUGGAUCAGCAGAUUACCCCUUGACUGUUAAGUCGGUAACUCUGGAAGAUGAAGGUAGUUACUGGUGUGAAGUAGAACUUGACAGUGGAAAUCCAAAUGAGCAAGAAGAUGUCGAGCUUCAGAUAAGGAAAAUACCGACAGUGGUUGAGUUGAUGCACAUUGACACUGGCGCCAACUAUAGUAAUGGAGAAAAUGUAUCAAUUAUUGCUGGAGAAAAUCGGUUCUCAUGUGCUGUACCUGGCAUUAAACCUGCAGCCAAGUUCAUUUGGGAACUUGAUUCUAAAGACUUAAAUACAUUUGAUGAGAGAAAUGUCACCAGCAGUGAAGAUCCAAGGUUAGUAGACAGCAGCAGCACUCUCACUGUUACUGUUGAAGCUGACUCUACCCUCAAGUGUAGUGCUCAAAAUAAACAGGAUGGGACGACAGCAGCUGAUGUAACUCUUACAGUCACACUCAAACUGAAGCCAGAUCCAUGCAAAAUCAAUCCCUGUCAGAAUGGAGGGACUUGUCGUGAUGUUAAUGGUGAGCCUGAGUGUAAAUGUCCAGAUGGAUUUACCGGGGUAACUUGUGGAGGACGAGCUUCAACAACACCAGAAUCAACCUCUGAAUCCAGUACUACCAUUGGUGGCCCAGGUCCUAGUGCACCAACAGAGGUGUCAACUACACGUUCUUCUACGACCAUGGUGUCCACUAGUACUGACCCACUAACUACAGGGGCAACCACAUGGAUGGCGACCGGUGGUACUGAUCAACGUAAUACAAGGUCCACUGCUCUGUUGGUGUCCACUAGUACUGGCCCAGAGGCUUCAGAUUCCACACCAAUUUUUACUUCAACGCCAACUCUAAUAGUUACUACUAAUGACGUGGAUAGAGGAGGGUCCACUGAUGGACUUACGACAGGACAAAUUGUUGGAAUUUGCGUUGGAGCAGUUGCCUUGGCAGCAAUUCUUCUUGUCCUCACUCUCUGCAUUUUGUGCCGAGAAAGUCUCAGCACACAGUGUUCUUGUCUACAGUGCAAGUCCUCAGUUAACCCAGAGAAGGAAGGCGGUACCACUGACAAAGAAGCACUGGAACUCAAUGGAGGCUCGACCUCCAACAAGGAGAAGGCUUAGUUACAUGCUUAAUACACUGGAAAAAACUGUGGUGUUGAAAUCAGCACUUUUGGUGUUGUCAGAUUGUAUUACUUUAACACCGCCUCUGUUACUUUGCACACAUAUAAGUGUCACAAAACGCUGGAGGGCAUUAAAAGUAACAACAAAUAACACCAACAUUUUCAACACCAGUGAAAGUUGUUGGUGUAGUCCUCUGUUGAAACCAGGGUGUUCAAUUUAACACCCCAGUUUUUCAGUGUGUAUUCUAAAACACUGUUGUUACGUUAAGCUUGUUUUGUUGUGCCGUCUUUUGAAAGUCAUUUUAAUGUUGUGUUAUAUUCUGCAAAUGCAGCUUUUAAGACGUGACUAUUUUCUCAAAGUUGUAGAAAUUUGAAAAAGUUCAAACUUGUUUUGUAAAUAGCCUUGUAUGAAGCGGUAAUUCCUGUGAUUUUAAUGCUGUGAGUAUAAACUGAACCGUUUGAGGUACUCAAGCCAGUGUUGGUGAUCACAGUGGAUGCAGUUUAUCCUUGCAAGCACUACGAGUGAAUACCUUGUCACAGAUUUGUGCAUUGUAUUGUGAGAAUAUUUGUGUAUAGGAUAAUACACUUCAAUUGCGCACUUGGUAUGACUCGCUCUGUGCACCACGCAAGCCAUUGCACUAUGCAAGAGUCUACAAAUUCUGACGUUUUGCAGUGGACCCUUGGCUACCUGCUCAAUCAUAGUCCUGGUGCAAGACGGUGUUGUUGGGAUGUCUUGAGCCAAGACUAGCUCAAUUACGAUUUACCCGAUCGUUUGCAUGUUCAGCAAAUUUUGCAAGGCUCCUUUCUGGACGAGCCUAAAACAUGAAUUUGCGAAUAGAAGUGAAAUAAUGGGCAUACCGUUACCGUAAGCUGCUGAACUGCAGGCCAAGCAACCACGUUCCCAGUGCCCUCCAGACGCUACUCACUCUCCCACCCUGGUGGAAGAUUUAGACUUGUGUUGAACAAUACAUUCUUUACGCGUGCUGUUUAGGAAUAUCCUGGCGUCUGAAUGUGCUUCAAGGUUUCCUGAAAGAUGUAUUUUGCGUUGAAAAGGGAAAGGAUUUUUCGGCAAAAACUUGGAAAUGUUGGAUUUUAAUGAGGCGGAAUGGACGUGAAAAUGACCUGCAAAUGUUUAAACACGUUGUGCACGUUGGCAUUUGUAACUUCAAGCACACGAUAUAUUCUAUGGAAUCACAGAUUCAAGAGGAAAGUUUUCCUGUUUGGGAGGUUACUAUUUAAAAUAGUUGCAGAUAAGGUUCAUCCCAUGGGAACGAAGUUGCAGGCCUAGUUGAGCCCGGCGAAUCAUUGCAGACUGAAUUGCAAACCAAGUUGACGCUUGCCAUUCUGCACAAAUGCAAAACGCUAAUGUAACUGGUGCAAAUAAUACUCUGAAUCACAGUUUAUUUAUUUGUUCCACACUAAAAGGAACCCUGGUCGUUUGCUAAGACGUUGUGACCGCAAGUUCAAAUCAGUUUCCUUUUUGUUUUGCACUUAAAACGAACCUCUUAAAAAAUAUAAAACAUUCCGAAGAGUUCGAGGAAAAUCAACAUCAAUAUGUAAUCCUUGUACAUUUUUAUGGGUCACUCCCGCAUUUUACCGACAUGCUCAUUUAUGUACGUACGUGCAUAAUUAUUAACAAAUUAACGACAAGGUUCCAUUCAGUACCGUCUUGGCGGAAUGAGUACAUUAUAAACUGGGAACUUAAACAUGUAUUACAUGCAUGUGAACACGGGCAGCGUGUGUAGCGUAACUUCCUUUAAAGAGCGCCUUUAGUAAAAACAUGUUUUCUCUAAUUUUAUAUGUUCAACUGAAUAUGAAAGUAUCCGAAUCGAACAAUGUCGUUUGUCUUCAGAGCUAAACAGGGAUUGUUUAGAGUUCAUGCCAAGAUGCAAAGUUUGAAUGUUGAUUUCGUCAUCCGGAGAAAACAGAAAGUGGCUUCAUGCAUUGUUUGUCGUGCACAAGGGUUCAUCCACUACUAACACAGGGCAAUGGUUCACCUCCUUUUUCUUUUUUCUCUGAAAGACGCUAUAUACAUUCAGAAUUAUUAUCUUGGCAUGAACAGAAAAAAACAUGUUCAGCUUGUUAUACUUGCGUUCUAAAGACAAAUUACACUGCAUUCGUUUUGGAUGCUUUCAUAUUUAUUUGAAAAAAAUACAAACAUGUUUCACUCAGAGGUGCUUUUCAACUAUUGUUUCUCUGUAAUGUGGUUAAUGAAACAAAACGAGACGUACGCAGUGCACUGGCGGGGGGACUGGGUGGAGUUAGGGCACCCGGCUGCUCGAACCGACUAGUGAUUGAUGAAAUAGCACAAACCUAUUCAAUAUGUGCAUGCUUGUUCAGCACCUUCAUUUAAAUAGACUUGAAAUAUGUAACGUAUCAUUAUACGAGGGCUAUCGAUGGAAAGGUCAUUUUAUGUACAGAGAUUUCAAGUUCGAGUCAUCACUGAUGUUUUAAAGGGAUGCACGAAUUCUUAACGUUUAGGUGUUCUGAGUUAUCAUACUCAUUGCCAAGUACCCGUAAAGUAUCAUGACAUCACUGUACUGCGGUUUUGGGACAUCACAUGAGUCCUUGAAGAAAUCUUCAAUUUUUGCAAUCAUCGAUGAUACCACCGACCGUUUACGGAAAAUAAAAACUUAUUCAAUAUUUAUGAUGAUAUAGUUCAUUGUCGUUUGUGUUAUGCCACACUAGCUGCUGGAAUGUUUAAAGCCAAAUUGUCCACCCUUGUAAUCAUUUCAGUAUCAGGCUAUUCUGAAAAUUGCCAUCGAAAUGUAUAGAUAUAUCAGAUUAUAUGUAAGUUGUUUUACCCAAUGCAAGGUAAAAUGACCUUAAAAUCAAUUCUGCGGUGUUAAUUUCUUGCCGAUAUUACUCAGAUAUAAUUAAUAUUAAUUUACAAUUUCAUUUCGAAAAACAAAACCAUUUACAUCUCAUCCUCACACCAAAUGUGUUUUUGUAUUAGAAAAAUAUAUUGAAGUGUUUCCAAAGUAGCUGUAUAGGUUUCCGUCCUUUCCGUCCUGUUGAAUGCAUUAAACGUUUUUGUUAAAUACCUUUUAAAAGCAUAUCGAAGUGGUGUUUAAUCUAUGACAGGGCUUUAGAUUAAAGUAUAUGUGGCUUGCGAGGCUUGUACGUCUGAGACAAAAGCUUGAGAACUUCGUAGAGUUAGUAAUGGGCUAAUGUGAUGUCAGAGACAUUCAGAUGAUUUUCUUUACUCAUCAAUGAGUACAUAAACGUCCUCAUUCCCCCAUCAGCGGUGUGUCCCGUUGGGAAAAGAACGUAUUGCCCCGCUGGGGACAAGAACAACUCUUGUAAGCGUUGCAAGUGCAAACAGUUUAGUAAAGGUACUAGUACCUGCCUUUGGAAGGGGGCGGCUCUUUCACGAAUGAAAACUAUUUAAACAUUUUGUAGGAGCAAAAAGACCCGGUUUGCCCCGAAGCUAAAAAUCUGGGCAUGUCACACGUCGUGUUUUCACAAAACGCGCAUAAGUCAAAGCAUGCCUUGUUCGUAAUGGUAUUCACUGAUAUUUUUGUCUUUUUGGUUUGGUAUAAGGGUUAAUCCGAAGUAUCAGGUGAUUUCCAACCACAUGUAUGUUGCAAAGAUAUGACUAAACACCACAUUGAGGUUCUUUUCGGGUUUGUUUUUAAACUUUGAGUUUUGGUUGUACUGUGAAAUAACCAACCAGUGUAUUCGACCUUUCGCUUUUAAUAUAAUUUCUAAAACUCAGAUACUCAUGUAUCUACUUGAUAGACAUUUUAUAGAAGUUUUAUCAAAUUGUAGAAGAUCAAAAGAAAUGCAAUGAAGUAGUUGUUUUGCAGUGCCAUUGUGGCAUAUGUCCAGUUUUUGGGAUGUGUCAACCAUUGAAAGAUCUCUUUUCAUGUUAAAUAUGCAAAUUAAGUUUUCGACUCGGCCAAGUUGCUUUUGCCCCUUCCGUCUGUAGCCAAUGACCACGUGUAAUGUGUCGGUUAUAUUUGACUUGAUGUCGAACUCUUAACCUUUGAACUCAACCUAAUUUAGUUUAUCUUCCCGCUGGUGUCUGUUGUGACAUGCGAAAUAAUUUCUAUUUACUUCUUUAUUUUACGUGUUGUAGACAAUGUCAGUUUGUUGUUUGAUUGGGUUUAAUUUUUGCCUUUCUCCACAUUAAUUAACCAUCUCACUGCCCUUAAGAGUUGAUAUAUUUUAUUGCUAUACCGGUUGUACACGUUAAUCAUCUUCCCUGUCAGUGUUUUUGUUCCGUAUGGAUACACGUGAGUAGAUCUUUUGUUCAUCCCCCUUAUAACCAAAGCACUGACCUGGAAUAUGGCUGCCGUGCAUAACGUAUAUUUUGUGAGUUGUCUAUUUACGCAGAGAGACCAUGAUUUAAUUUGCCGUGUAUUAAUGAUAUCCUUUCUGAAAAAAAUGUUCAUAUGGAUGUGGAACAUGCAUUUGGAAACAGGCCUGAAGUUUAGACUGUAAAGAAAAACUUUAAACAUCACGAUGAUAACUUUGCUUUUGAGUGAACUGAUGUAAGGAUAACCCCUUUUUCGUUUAAUUUGUCAUUGAACAACUUUUGUCGGAGAUAUCAAGACAAUAUCAAGACUCCUGAUUGGGAAACUGGUUAGCUGUUUUUAAUUUCGGAUCUUAGGGGGUAGAACACUUCUGUGCCACGAUUAAUACUACAUAAUAUUGGUCAAAUGAACCGUCAGAAAUACCUUUACAUAGGCGGGUAGGUUUGAAGAUGCGUAUAAGCGUCAGGUCUGCAUUCAUUUUAUUGCGAAUUUUUUGACAAUAAAACUAACAUUUAAUUCAAUAGGAUAUGCUCCGA
This is a messenger RNA of Acanthaster planci (crown-of-thorns starfish), 6403 nucleotides long. RefSeq lists its product as uncharacterized. Gene Ontology annotation, molecular function: calcium ion binding. Gene Ontology annotation, cellular component: external side of plasma membrane. Lineage: Eukaryota; Metazoa; Echinodermata; Asteroidea; Valvatida; Acanthasteridae. Gene Ontology annotation, biological process: cellular response to lipopolysaccharide; T cell costimulation; negative regulation of T cell proliferation. The record is from RefSeq and is a predicted model, not a curated record.